AUGAGCAGGUUUGUGGACGAGGACGAAGCCGAUGUUCAGACAGCAAGAGAUGUUGCAGGUGUAAUUGGUGAGCGUGAUGCGGUUGAACUGGCCAAGGAACUAGCAGAAGACGAUGCCGAGGCAAAUGAACAUGAAGUAGAAAAGAAACGUCGAAGUUUGCACCAGCAACUGGCAGCGUAUCGAUACAACAGGUACAAGGAGCACAAGAAAAAGAUGGAGACGCAGAAUUCUUCGUACAAGAUGAGAAAGGAUACCCGUCAGUUCUAUGGAAAGCUAGAGGCUGAGAAAGCCGCAAAGAAACAACAAGAGACGCAAGAGUUUGCCAGUGAACUAGAGAGGUUUCGACGUGCCAAAGAGAGAGCCGCUGAUGAUGACAGUUUAUCCACGUCUUCUUCUGAUUCAGAGGCAGGCGGGUUGCAUGAAAAGGAAAAGAAUAACAAGAAGGAAGAUGGGUUGAAUAGAGGUGUCAAUGCUAUUGUUGAAUACAGUGACAGUGAUAAUAGUAGUGAUAAUAGCACCCAAUAA
Molecule: messenger RNA, 525 nt
Organism: Pichia kudriavzevii
Lineage: Eukaryota; Fungi; Ascomycota; Pichiomycetes; Pichiales; Pichiaceae
Exons: 1
Coding region: 1-525 (174 amino acids)
Source: RefSeq, a predicted model, not a curated record